Gamsiella multidivaricata is the source of this 579-nucleotide messenger RNA. RefSeq lists its product as uncharacterized. Bases 1 to 579 code for a protein of 192 amino acids. The record is from RefSeq and is a predicted model, not a curated record. Lineage: Eukaryota; Fungi; Mortierellomycota; Mortierellomycetes; Mortierellales; Mortierellaceae. The transcript has 3 exons.
AUGGGUUCUGGGCACGGUGGUCAGUGCUACGAGCCAGGCGUAGAGCCAAUCAAUCCGGAUUACGGCACCCCAAGAAUCUCCUCGGACUUCAGCUCUCGAAGCCAUCAUCAUCCCUACUCGACUCAAAAAGAGAACCGGCCAGCAUACCAUUCUGUGGAAGAUAUCCAGCAGUUCCUCGAAAAUGCCAAGGGCGUGCUGAAUGACAAUGAAGCUAUUCUGUUCCUCAGCGACGACAGCGAUACCUUUGAACACGUUACCCUUCUAAAGACCAUCCACUACCUGGGAACCGUUCUAAAGGUGACUGUCAGUGGCUCAGAGAAGAAGGAUUUUGUUUCCUAUGCAGCAAGUGCAGUUCCUCAACAGCAUACCGCCCUAGUCCUCAAGGUAUUAUCGUCAGCUGGUGCGCCUGGACGCAUGAAUCAAGGCGUCACUUCAAACAACAAUCCCGUCCUCCACUCGAGAAACAUCAUGCGGGGCACUGCGAUAAUUGUUAGCGAUCGCCCCUACCAGUUCACCUUGCAGUCUCAGUCCGUUCAGUUGGAGCAGUUGGAUAUCGCUGCAGCCAUCCAGUCCGGAUAG